Molecule: messenger RNA, 1198 nt
Organism: Mytilinidion resinicola
Lineage: Eukaryota; Fungi; Ascomycota; Dothideomycetes; Mytilinidiales; Mytilinidiaceae
Exons: 2
Coding region: 158-766 (202 amino acids)
Source: RefSeq, a predicted model, not a curated record
UCAGCGGCAGCAUCGUGUAGAAAUUUGGUAUUCCUCAAAACAUGUAGAGCGCCGGCUCUUUAUCAGUUGCUACCACACUGUUUGAUUGGUAGAAGCCGGAAGGGUGAAGAGCUUGUCGACAAGCAUCUACGCAAAUCUAAGUAUUUUCUGGCCCGCAAUGGAAAGCUGGUGCAUAUACAAGAUAACUUUGGACGCACUAGAAGCUUACACUAUCGGGACAUCGGUUUCCUUCCACUCCGUUGCCGUUGAUCAGGUAGUUGCCUACACGUUCAAUACUCCAAAGCUCUUAAUACAUCGGAAGACUUCGGACGGUAACACCUCGGUGUACACAGACUUUUGUCCUGGUACUGUAUUGUCUUCAUGCCCAACGGCCGCAGAACAACACCAUCUAUUUAGGUUUGCUGUUCCCACCAUACAGGGAAUGGACUAUCUUCCAUUACCUCGCGGGCGAAAGACGACCUUCUUCGAGGUCCCCUGCCUCGAGAUCCGGGAUUAUUAUGGCUUGGGAUUCUCUUCAUAUCCUGAAAGACUACGUUAUAAAUCCAGGACAGAGGAUGAAUGGGCCGGAUCUUCAAAGACCCACCAUGUUAUUUCAAGGCGUUUCUGGGGUCAUCUGGACACGAUUCUGCGUCGACGAAUAUCGGGUCGGACAUUUGUACGCCACGGAACUCAUCACCCAGAAGUCAUCGACAUCGCAGACUUGAUGAAGAAUAUCAAGGCUACUGAUAUUAAGGCGCUCUGCGAUACGGUUGGCACUAUAUACUAGACUCUUUUUGACUCUGGAACUGGUAUCAAAUCGGGAAUUUUUCUUGAAGAUCAUGUUGACAUGUCAGGCAAAAUCUCGCUGCACACGUUUCUGCUUAAUCAAAAUUCAACACACUUAAUCCCACAAGCCCCAUUGGAUACCACCAUAAUGUUUUCUAUUGGCGCUCUUAUCGAAUGGGUGGACCAAACAGGUUCAACAGUAUCCUGGUCCGGUGAAGGCGAUGGCUCUGAUAGCAUGCAAUGUUAGUCUUAUUAGCAUGGUGGUAUUAGAUCCUGCACUCUCUUUGGAUCUUCUCUAUCUUACUUCGCUACACACCUUCAGUCAAAAUCCAGUCUGUAUACUCCCUACCACUACUUGGGUAGUUCGAUAGGUCCUCAGAAAUCAGGAUAGCAUACAAAGCGUGGUACAGCAAAAUUUGAGCUGGCUUUCAAG